AUGCCGUCAGAUUUAUUAGUUUCCGCAUCAACUGAAGUUAAAGUAUGGGAUUUACAGACAAGUGUAGGAGACUUAAAAACUAAAGGAAAAUCUGCUACAAGUAUCCCAGAACAGCUUUCGGGUGUCGUAAUAACUUCUUUUGCGCCUGUCGAUUUGUCAACAGCUGUCAACGCAGUUCGAUGGAACCACGAUGGUCAACAAUUGGCCGUAGCAGGAAAUAAAGGAAAUCUUACGAUACAUGAUUCACAAGGAAAACUCCUCGAGACCAUACCAUUGAAUGAAGAAGGAUCGGAUAUACCGGAUAUAAACGUUGUUCGGUUUGCAAACAAAUCACGAUACGUAUUAUAUGGAGGGUCCAAUAAAAUUGUCAACAUUUGGGAUCGUAAAGAAUCAAUGUUUACCGAACCAUUGAAGUCAGUAAAUGUUCUGGAAUAUUCUUUUUUCAAACGAGGGCUAUUAGCAGCUGGUGGCGAGGACGGAUCAUUGCGAUUAUGGGAUACUAGUGCUUCUUCAACGGCUUUACAAACAUUUGAGAAUGCACAUUAUUCUGAGAUAAAAGGGAUCGCAUUUUCGCCUUUUAAUUCAUAUUUAAUGUGUAGUGGUGGUUUGGAUAAACGUAUUGUUCUGUACGAUGUUGGUAAAAAGACAACUUUGAAAACUAUACAUACAGAUAUACCUUUGACGGCAUUGGGAUUCAAGGCAAAUGGCGUGACUAUGGUUGCAGGCACAUCUCAGGCAGCCAGUAAACCUGUGUGCAUAUUAUGUGAACAUGAACCACAUUCUAUUAAGUGCUUACAUUUUCAGGAAAAGGAUCGUUCUGCGGAUCGGCGGAAUACAAUUGUUAAGAAACAGAAUCAUGUUCGAACAUCAUCAAGAGGUUCAACUCUUCCGGCUUCAAAUAGGCUUUCAAAGCCUUCACCACCGCCACAAACUCCAAAUGAGACAAAGGAAAAAAAUUAUAUGGAUAUGUUUUCGCCAGUGAAAGACGUCCAGGUAGAUGAGACUAUACUAAACGAUGCAAAGGCUGAAGAACAAAACGCUGGCUUAUUCAAAGGUGAUAUACUAAAUACCGGUGCAAUGGAUAAUACUUUAAGUACUGGGGCAAUGGAUAAUUUUCUAAGUACUGGGGCAAUGGAUAAUAUUCUAAGUACUGGGGCAAUGGAUAGUAUUCUAAGUACUGAGACAAUGGAUGAUCUGAAGACCAGAAUUGUUUCCAAAGUUAAGGAGACAAUAGGCGGUGUCAAAAGGAUAUCCAUAGGGAGUGGUGAUUCAUUCUUGUCCAACGUUGACAGCCCUAAGAAACGAGUUGCAUUUAUGGAUAAUGAUGUGAUGUCAGAGAGUCAAAAGAUAGUGACAACCGACGAG
Messenger RNA from Scutellospora calospora, 1365 nucleotides. Lineage: Eukaryota; Fungi; Glomeromycota; Glomeromycetes; Diversisporales; Gigasporaceae. The record is from the annotation of a GenBank genome assembly.